AAAUUAGAUCUGAAACUUCUCGUUUCCUCCAGUAAACUCCUCACCUCACCUGAGACACUCAACUCUCUCUCUGUCUCUCUCUCUCUCUCUCUCUCCUGAAUCAUCAUUCUCCUCUCCUCUGUUUCUCCUUAACAAAGGCCAUCUCAAAUUCUCAAUCAUCCUUUCCAUUCAGUCGAUUCAGUUCACACUCCCAUUAUUUCUUUCUAAUAAUAACUUAGGUGUACGGGUCAACUUACGAGUCCACUUUUCGGUCCUUCAAUGUCAGUUUCCACUGAAAAUGGCAAUCAAUCUCCAAACCCAGCAACCCAUUCCAUCUCCAAAUUCGCGGCCUUCAUCCGUCACUACGCGCAGCCGUUCACAACCUCCGUGCGCGGCGGCCUCAACCUCAUAGACCGCCACAAGACAACCCAAGUCCACGCCCUGCACCCCUCCGAUACCUCCUCCCCUGCCAAACCCACAAUCAGCUCAAUCCUCUCGAGUUCCAGCAACGGCGCCGUUUCGACGUCCGAAGAAGCUCUCCUCCCUUACGGACUCCCUGCAACUGACCUCCUCGAGCCCCCCGUGGAUCCUCACCUCAAACCCGUCGAUUUCCUCGCCGCCUUGUCCGACGUCUACCGCCGCCUCGAAAACUGCCGCGGGAAAAACAAAUCGCUGGUUUUGCUCGAGCAGCACUCGAUCCUGCGUGGCCUUAACGACCCGAAGCUGCUCCGGCGGUGCCUCCAGGCGGCGCGCGAGCACGCGGCGGAUGUGCACUCGGAGGUUGUGCUGUCGUCGUGGUUGCGUUACGAGAGGAGGGAGGAUGAGCUUGUGGGUAUUUUGUCUAACGUCGCUUCGGCUUCUGGGUAUGAUUCCAAUUCAGUUUUUGAUUGUUACAGAUGUCAGAAUGGAAAAAUGGAGGCAACUAAUGUGGGUAUAUCAAUUGGGGAAAGUGAUGUUUGUUUCCGUAUUGGAGAGGGGGAAAUUUAUUGUGUGAGAGAGAGAAUUGCUGCACUUUCGCGCCCUUUGGAAGCAAUGCUGUAUGGGGGUUUUAUCGAGUCGAAGAGGGAGAGGAUUGAUUUCUCAGAAAUGGGGAUUUCUGUGGAAGGAAUGAGAGCAGUGGAUGUGUUUAGUAGGACCAGGAGAUUGGACUCAGUUGCCCCUGGUGUAGUUCUUGAGCUGCUUUCUUUUGCAAACAGGUUCUGCUGUGAGGAAAUGAAGUCUAGUUGUGAUGAGACUUUAGCGUCUUUAGUGUCCAAUGCAGAAAAUGCUUUGAUUCUGAUUGAUUACGGGUUGGAGGAGAGCGCGAAUCUUCUUGUGGCCUCUUGUUUGCAAGUAUUACUGAGAGAGCUACCGAGUUUGUUAUAUAAUUCAAAGGUGAGGAAAAUAUUUUGUAGUCCGGAGGGCAGAGAGAGAUUGGCCAUGGCGGGACAUUGUUCUUUCUUGUUGUACGAUUUCCUUACCCAGGUUGCUAUGCAAGAGAGAGUAACUUCGGAAAUAAUGGUAAUGUUACUGGAGAGGCUGAAAGAAUGUGCUACUGAGAAGUGGCAGAAGGAACUUGCAUUGCAUCAAUUGGGUUGUGUUUUACUGGAAAGGAAGGAAUACAAGGAAGCUCAAAAUUGUUUUGAGGCAGCAGCCGAAAUGGGUCAUGUUUAUUCAGUUGUUGGUGUUGCAAGAACUCAAUAUAAGCAAGGAAAGAGGUUUUCAGCAUACAAGUUGAUUAAUUCUCUGAUCUCCGAGUACAAGCCAGUUGGGUGGAUGUACCAAGAAUUGUCAUUGUAUAAUGUGGGGACAAAGAAGAUUUUGGAUAUGAAGACCGCCACUGAAUUGGAUCCCACUCUUUUGUUUCCUUAUAAGUACAGAGCAGUUGCAAUGGUGGAAGAAAGUCAAAUUGGGCAAGCCAUUUUGGAGAUUAACAAAGUCAUCGGGUUUAAGGUUUCUCCAGACUGCCUUGAACUGAGGGCUUGGUUUUUUAUCACACUUGGGGAUUAUGAAGCUGCUCUGAGAGAUAUUAGGGCACUGUUAACUUUGGAGCCUGAUUAUAUGAUGUUUGGUGGGAAGAUGAGAGGGGAUCACUUGGUUGAGCUCCUCAGUCAGGGUGUUCUACAGUGGGGUCCCGGUGACUGCUGGAUGCAACUUUAUGAUCAGUGGUCUUCGGUUGAUGAUAUUGGUUCUUUAGCUGUUACACAUCAAAUGCUGGUAAAUGACCCUCGAAAGAGCCUUUUGCUUUUUCGACAAUCUCUACUUCUGUUAAGGUUAAACUGUCAAAAGGCUGCGAUGCGAUGUCUGAGGUUGGCUCGGAAUCAUGCUAGCUCAGAGCAUGAAAGGCUUAUAUAUGAAGGAUGGAUUCUCUAUGACACUGGGUAUCGAGAAGAAGCACUAGCUAAAGCUGAAUUGUCCAUUUCGAUUCAGAGGUCAUUUGAAGCCUUCUUCCUCAAGGCAUACACACUAGCAGAUACCACUCUGGAUUCUGUAUCUUCUUCGCAUGUCAUUCAACUUUUGGAGGAAGCUCUCAGAUGUCCCUCAGACAGUCUCCGGAAAGGACAAGCACUGAACAACCUAGGGAGUAUUUAUGUGGAUUGUGGUAAACUGGAACUUGCUGCAGAUUGCUAUUUGAAAGCUCUUGACAUCAAGCAUACAAGAGCACAUCAAGGGUUGGCACGUGUAUAUCACCUUAAAAAUCAAAGAAAAGCUGCUUAUGAUGAAAUGACUAAGCUGAUUGAGAAGGCACAAAACAAAGCAUCAGCUUAUGAAAAGCGAUCAGAGUACUGUGACCGUGAACUGGCGAAUAGUGAUCUCAGUAUGGCAACACAAUUGGAUCCUAUGAGAACUUAUCCCUACAGAUUUAGGGCUGCAGUGCUUAUGGAUGACCAAAGUGAAAAUGAAGCAGUGCAUGAGCUAACAAAAGCCCUAGCUUUCAAGCCUGACCUGCAAAUGCUCCAUCUCCGAGCAGCAUUCCACGAGUCUAUGGGUGACUUCGUUUCUGGUCUCAGAGACUGUGAGGCCGCUCUCUGCUUGGAUCCCAAUCACAAAGACACCCUUGAUCUAUAUAAUCGAAUACACGGUGGAGCUCCCAAUUCGCAUAUGUGAGUCACUAUUUUUGCGUUAAUGAAAUCAUACUGAUUGCCGGUCUUGAAGGAUUUCGGAUGGAACACCAAUCAACUGGAAAUUGAAGACUGCACAUGAUACUUAUGAUUGAAAAAUCGAUUAUUUAUUUCCUACCCCUGGCUGCGUAAGAGUUUGGUUAAGCGCGGAGCCAUGUAUAUAUGUUGAUAUGGAGCUGACGAUGAUGAUUAAACAGUUUGUGGAGCAGCCCACGAGACCUCUAUAGAACAAAAACAAAUUUUCCCACCACACAAUUCAGCUGGCCGAGAGGGGGUUUGAGAUGGUUGACAGAGGAGAUUGUUUUGGAGGAUGGCAUGAGAUUUUGUGCAUUUUGUCUCAGUAAGAAAGGAAAUUUUCAUACAAUUUCUCAUGUACACUUAAAAGGUUCUUAUAUAAGACAUUGAUUUCUUCUAAACUGAGAGCAGCGGUUGGAGAUCUCAUUUUUCUCUUUCAGUUGCAUUAUGGAUGGCUUUGCUGUUGUCUUCAA
Rhododendron vialii is the source of this 3568-nucleotide messenger RNA. Its product is annotated as ethylene-overproduction protein 1-like. The coding region runs from base 259 to 3066 and encodes 935 amino acids. Gene Ontology annotation, biological process: negative regulation of ethylene-activated signaling pathway. Lineage: Eukaryota; Viridiplantae; Streptophyta; Magnoliopsida; Ericales; Ericaceae. The record is from RefSeq and is a predicted model, not a curated record. The transcript is spliced from 4 exons. Gene Ontology annotation, molecular function: protein binding.